UAGAUGAUCCCUAUUUACCACAUCAGCUAAUUAUUUAUUGAACAUGUGCUCUUGCGAAGUGCUUCCACUCCCCAACAUUUGAAACUCACCCACAGUCACUCAUUCUCUGUCGUCUAGUCUGACAUGAUGUUGCUCAAGGCUGUGAUCUUGGGUUUUUCGACUUGCGCAUCUGCGCUUCACGCUCGUUCUCAAAGUGCGGCUUCACAACUUGAAGAUACCACUUCGGCUACUUCUCCUUCAGAUUCUUCGGCGACAGGAUCACUGAUUGCAUCCUCGCUGGCAUCAGAUUACGACUCCGCGUUCGGGUCGUACACACGUCAACCCACGGUCAACGAUCCAACUGCCGCACCAUAUCCUACCUCGGUCAAUGGCACUAGCACAGUUGCGGCACCGCUGUCAACUGGCACUCCUGGAUCUUGUGCUCCGUAUUGGAUGGAAAACGUCAAACAUCAAGGUGUUGCGUCUUUCAAUCCCAACCCUGACAACUACACCGUGUUCAGGAACGUCAAGGACUUUGGUGCGAAAGGCGAUGGAGUCACUGACGAUACAGCGGCAAUUCAGAGAGCUGUUACCCAAGGGAAUAGAUGUGGACCAAGUGCAUGCGAAUCUUCGACAAACACACCUGCCGUGGUAUACUUUCCUGAGGGUUCGUACUUGAUCUCAUCGAGUAUCAUUGAUUACUAUUACACCCAGCUGAUUGGAAACCCCAACUGUCUUCCAACCCUGCUUGCAACUUCAAAUUUCACUGGUCUCGGUUUGAUUGAUGGCAGCCCCUACCUAGGCACUGGUACCCGCCCCGGUCGGACAGGCUUUGGACCAACCAACACCUUCUUCCGCCAGAUUCGUAAUCUUAUUCUAGACAUGACGAAUAUUCCGGCCAAUGUGUCCGCAACUGGAGUGCACUGGCCUACUGCACAGACCACAAGCCUCCAGAAUGUGGUGUUCAAGAUGUCCGCAGCCAACGGUACACAGCACCAAGGUUUGUUCAUUGAAGAAGGAUCUGGAGGCUUCAUGACAGAUCUUGUUUUCGAGGGCGGUAACUACGGAUUCAAUGUAGGCAAUCAGCAGUUCACUACGCGGAACCUGACCUUCAACAACGUUGUCACGGCCAUCAAUCAAUUGUGGGAUUGGGGAUGGACAUACUCUGGUGUCACGAUAAACAACUGCAAAGUUGGUUUCAACGUCUCGGCAGGAGGACCUUCAGCAGUUAACGUUGGGUCAAUCACCUUGUUCGACAGCGAAAUCAACAACACCCCUAUUGGUAUCAGCACCGCAAGAACCGACAACUCUGAGCCGGCUGCUGGAGGAAGCUUGUACCUGGAAAAUGUCAAGCUGAACAAUGUUGGCGUAGCUGUUGCUGGGCCCAACUCAACCUACCUUGAGGGUACUACUGGAUCCACGGUGAUAGCUGCUUGGGCUGAUGGUCACCGUUAUCUACCCCAGGGUCCUGUGGAAGCUCGAGGUCCCGUCGAACCUAGUAAGAGGCCGGCCGAGUUACUCGACGCUGCAGGAAGAUACUAUACACGUUCAAAGCCUCAGUACGAUUCCGUUCCGCUGUCUACAUUUCUCAGCGCUCGGGACCUCGGUGCCUCUGGUGAUGGCGUGACGGACGAUACCGCCGCUUUGAAUGCUGCUCUGUUGAAGGCUAAGGGCGAAGGCAAGAUCCUCUUCGUAGAUGCUGGUUUCUAUAAGGUAACGGGAACGAUAUACGUUCCACCAGGCUCUAAAAUCGUAGGUGAAGCCCUUGCCUCAGUCAUUCUCUCGGCCGGUGAGUACUUCAAUGACAUCGCCAAUCCGAAGCCCGUAGUCCAAGUCGCACUGCCCGGCGAGCAAGGCUCAAUCGAGUGGUCUGAUAUGUUCAUAAGCACACAAGGCCAGCAAAAAGGCGCUGUUCUGAUCGAGUACAACCUGGGAACAUACGACUCUACGCCGGCUGGAAUGUGGGAUGUCCACACUCGUGUCGGUGGCUUCGCUGGCUCCGACCUUCAAACUGAGCAAUGCGAGAAGACCCCGGACACUAAGAUUACGUCUGAAAACCUCGUGCAGGAAUGCAUUGCUGCAUAUAUGUCCAUUCAUAUCACCAAGUUUGCCACUGGCCUCUAUCUCGAGAACAACUGGCUAUGGAUUGCCGACCACGACCUGGACGAUGCACGCAACAACAACACCCAGAUCACCAUUUACGCAGGCCGUGGUCUACAUAUUGAGAGCCAGCGUGGUCAGAUUUGGCUAUGGGGCACAGCAGUCGAACACCACGUUCUCUAUGAGUACCAGUUCGUCGACACACGCAACGUAUUCAUGGGCCAGAUCCAAACCGAGACCGCGUACUACCAGCCCAAUCCCGACGCCACGAUCCCCUUCCCACCUAACCCUGCUCUGAAUGAUCCCGUGUUCGCUCCAUUCGUCAAUGGUACAGGCAACAGCACUGCUAGCACGGCGGGAGGAUGGGGCCUGCGUAUCGUGCGCAGCAAUAAUAUCCUUGGCUACGGCGUGGGGUUGUACUCGUUCUUUGACAACUACAGCACUGCCUGCUCAGCUGUAGGCGCGGGUGCAGUGUGCCAGACAAGGAUCUUCAGUGUUGAAGGUGACAGACUGAGCUAUGACAUCGAUAUCUACAACCUCAAUACUGUGGGAGCAACGAAUAUGAUCACGAGGGAUGGAGUGGAUCUGGCGAGUAAUGUCGACAACAACAGUACAUUCGUGGAUACGAUCAACAUGUUCAGGAUCGAUGGUUUUGGAUCGCCGCCGGUACUGAGCAAGUAGUGUAGAUAAAGACACAAUCAGUAUUCGUUGUAUGUUAGCAAUAUUGCAUUGCUGGCUUUACGGCAGGUGCAAACUACUUGCGUUGAAGUGCAAGUUUGAAAACUAAAUUAAAUCAAUACUACAAUCCGCUUCACGGUCACAAGAGUCAUGAACAAGACUUGCUCCAUUCUGAGAUUUUGUGAGCUGUGCAAAAUUUGAGGUUGU
Molecule: messenger RNA, 2964 nt
Organism: Boeremia exigua
Lineage: Eukaryota; Fungi; Ascomycota; Dothideomycetes; Pleosporales; Didymellaceae
Product: exo-beta-1,3-glucanase-like protein
Exons: 3
Coding region: 124-2760 (878 amino acids)
Molecular function (GO): polygalacturonase activity
Source: RefSeq, a predicted model, not a curated record